CAGUGGGUCAAAGCCAGGUGUUGGUUGGUUGGCCCAGGAGUUAGCGAGUAUUUUUAACCAUGCAGGGAUAUAAAUAGAGUGUAAAGUGACAAAAACACAGUACAGAUACAACUGCAACGACUGUUUUCAACAUUUCCUGUUGCCUCAAGUCCUGUGGUUCUGGUUGCCAAGUUAGAGUUUAUUACUGAAAUAUGGAGGAGGUGUAUGAUGCUGCGGAGGAUGACUGGGAUGAUGAUGAAGAUGAGGCCACUCAGUACAUGAUUGAACAGAGUCUAUUGGAGUGCAGCAAACAUGCUGAUUCAGCAACCAGCAGUGAUCUGUUGGACCUCAUUGACCAUGAGGAAAUUUUCACUGCUAUACAAGCUGGUAAUGAGGAUGCUUUGAAGGUCCUGGUGCAGCAUAAGGAGGCUCUGUCUAAUGCAGACAGCAGGGGCUGGAUCCCUUUGCAUGAGGCAGCGGUGCAACACAAGAGGAGCAUUCUGGAGAUCACUUAUGCAGCAUCUCCUCAGGGGUCAGGGCAGUGCCGUACUCUGAGAGGGGAGACUCCGUUGUUUCUCGCUGUUGUUCACGGUCUCAGAGAGAAUGCUACAUUCCUGCUGCAGAACGGUUGUGACCCUGACUGCAAAAAUGAGGAUGAUGACUCUGCAUUGGUUGCAGCCAUAAAGAAUGACCAGUAUGACCUGGCUCUGCUGCUGCUACGCUACAAUGCCACAGUGGACCAAAAAGGAAGUCUUCAAAGAACUGCUCUGCAUGAAGCAUCCGUGCUUGGCUUGGAUAACUUUGUCUACCUGCUUCUACAAUCUGGCGCUGACCCAAAUGCCAUUGAUGUGUGUGAACAUACUCCUGUAGGACUUGCGGCUCAAGCUGGACAUUUUAACGUUGUGGAGGUUCUGCUUCAGAAAGGGGCCAGUGUGUGGUCCAAACCUCAAGUUCCAGGUUCAGCUUCAGUUUUAUUUGAUGCUGCGGCUUCUGGAAACCCUGAUAUCAUUUCACUGCUGCUGGAGUAUGGAGCCGAUCCCAACGUGCCCACCCACACAGGCCAUCUCCCCAUCCACCGUGUAGCCUACCGAGGACAUCUACUAGCACUGGAGCAGCUGAUCCCUGUGACUAAGAAAGAGGUGAUCAAAGAGAGCGGCAUGAGCCCGUUACACUCCGCCGCUGCAGGCGGUCACACCCAGUGCCUGGAUCUGCUCCUGAGCUCCGGGUUUGACCCUAACUUCAUGCUACACCCCAGAGUGCGCAGGAACUAUGAGGACGAACGCAGGUCAGCGCUGUUCUUCACUGUAUCAAAUAAUGAUGUCCAGUCAGCAAGGGUGCUUCUGGAGGCCGGAGCCAUGCCCAAUCAAGACCCAGUCAACUGCCUGCAGGUAGCCAUGCGACUGGGCAACUACGAGCUCAUCAACACUCUGCUACGCUACGGUGCCAAUGUAAACUACUACUCCCGUGUCAACACCACCCACUUCCCUUCCGCCCUUCAGUACGCACUAAAGGAUGAGGUGAUGCUGCGCAUGCUACUCAAUAAUGGCUAUGAUGUGCAGCGCUGCUUUGACUGUCCGUAUGGACAGGCCUCACAUGUGCCCGUGGAUUAUGAGGGCUGGAGCGCCUCUGUCAUCAAAGACGUGGUGUUCUGUGAGGUGAUCACAGUGUACUGGCUCAAGCACAUCUCAGCACAAGUAGUGAGAAUCAUGUUGGAUUAUGUUGAUCACGUGACUCUCUGCUCCAAACUGAAGACUGUUCUGGUUGAGCAAAAACAGUGGCCGGAAAUAUGUAAGAUUCAAGAAAACACUCGAAGCCUGAAGCAUCUCUGCAGACUGAAGAUUCGUGAUUGUUUGGGUCGCUUGCGUCUGAGGGCUCCAGUUUUUAUCAGUUUCCUGCCUCUGCCUGCCAGUCUCAAAGACUAUAUUCGCUUCAAAGAAUAUGAUAUUUACAGUAGAGGAAGUAUGACAGAAUAAAACCAGAUGGAUAAAUCUGUA
Molecule: messenger RNA, 1973 nt
Organism: Megalobrama amblycephala (Wuchang bream)
Lineage: Eukaryota; Metazoa; Chordata; Actinopteri; Cypriniformes; Xenocyprididae
Gene: asb14b
Product: ankyrin repeat and SOCS box containing 14b
Exons: 10
Coding region: 192-1952 (586 amino acids)
Biological process (GO): intracellular signal transduction
Cellular component (GO): cytoplasm
Molecular function (GO): protein binding
Source: RefSeq, a predicted model, not a curated record